Molecule: messenger RNA, 1139 nt
Organism: Vicugna pacos (alpaca)
Lineage: Eukaryota; Metazoa; Chordata; Mammalia; Artiodactyla; Camelidae
Source: RefSeq, a predicted model, not a curated record
CAGACAUCUGGCUUUUGGUUAGAAGUCUCCAUGGCGAGAGUGGCACUUGGUGGGAUGAGCAUCUUUCUGAAGAAAAUGUUCAGUUUGUUAAGCAGUUGGCCUCUGAUGAAAAUAAAGCCCAGUUAGCAAGCAAACUCUGUCCUCUGAAGGAUGAGCCGUGGCCCGUACAUCCUUGGGAACCAGGUUCCUCGAGAGUCGGCCUUAUCGCACUGAAGCUGGGCAUGAUGCCUUUAUGGACCAAGGAUGGUCAAAGGCACGCUGUCACGUUACUGCAGGUGCAAGACUGUCACGUCCUAAAAUAUACUCCAAAGGAAAAUUAUAAUGGAAAAAUGGCAGCUCUAACUGUAGGAGGAAAAACUGUAUCACGUUUUCAUAAAUCUCCAGCUAUAUUGGAAUUUUACCAGGAACUUGGAUUACCUCCAAAACAGAAAGUGAAAAUCUUUAAAGUAACAGACAAUGCUGUAAUUAAGCCAGGCACUCCACUGUACGCUGCUCACUUUCGUCCGGGACAGUAUGUGGAUGUCACAGCCAAAACAAUCGGCAAAGGUUUUCAAGGUGUCAUGAAGAGAUGGGGAUUUAAAGGCCAGCCCGCUACUCAUGGUCAGACGAAAACCCACCGGAGACCUGGAGCUGUUUCAACUGGAGAUGUUGCCAGAGUCUGGCCUGGAGCUAAAAUGCCGGGACCCCUGGGGAACAUCGACAGGACAGCAUUUGGACUGAGAGUGUGGAGAAUAAACACAAAGCACAAUAUAAUCUACGUAAACGGCUCUGUACCAGGACACAAAAACUGCUUAGUCAAGGCCCUUACCUUACUGAUGAGUGGAGCUGAAGUGGAAAUGCCAGUGUGGGCGACUCCUGUCGUCAUGGAGGGCCCCGGCACGGGGUGAAACUGGGGUGAUGCCAGCUGUCACAACACUGAAGUGUCAGUGGAAGUGUUUCCCACAGCAGCUGUCAGGAGAUUAAGUAUUUCAGAGGCAAUACCUAGUGUUUUUUGUAGCCUUUAAUGCUGAGACACAGAUCUGCUUUUCAACUUUUCACGAGGGGUGGAAUAUAAGGGUGAUUUUCACAGCUUAUUUCCAAAGAUAAAUUUGUGAGUGGAACCUGACUGUCUCAGGACAUGAUGAAAUAUGUAAGAACUA